Impatiens glandulifera is the source of this 2133-nucleotide messenger RNA. Its product is annotated as autophagy-related protein 13a-like. Lineage: Eukaryota; Viridiplantae; Streptophyta; Magnoliopsida; Ericales; Balsaminaceae. The record is from RefSeq and is a predicted model, not a curated record. Gene Ontology annotation, cellular component: Atg1/ULK1 kinase complex; phagophore assembly site; cytosol. The coding region runs from base 582 to 1958 and encodes 458 amino acids. The transcript has 3 exons. Gene Ontology annotation, biological process: protein localization to phagophore assembly site; piecemeal microautophagy of the nucleus; autophagosome assembly.
UGUUCGUGCCGCCAAAUUCAAGUUUUACAUCAACAUCUCGAUCUGUGUCUACUUGUUGAUAAUCUGCAGUUUCCUUCACUUGAUGAUGAUUCUAUUAUACUUGCAUCAUCGUUGAUGAUAUCAGGAUCAUGCAACUAAUGAUUGUAUUGUAGAGUGAAAACGCUGAUUCUCUGUGCUCGUUUUGUUCCUACAGCUAAAUUCAAGUCUUAUAUCAACAUCUCGAUCUGUAUACUUGUUGAUAAUCUACAGUUUCCUUCACUUGAUGAUUCUAUUAUACUUGCAUCAUCGCGAUGAUAUCAGAUUAAUGCAACUGAUGAUUGUAUUGUAGAGUGAAAACGCCGAUUUUCUGUGCUCGUUUUGUUCCUGCAGCUAAAUUCAAGUUUUGCAUCAACAUCUUGAUCUGUGUCUACUUGUUCAUAAUCUACAUUUUCCUUCACUUGAUGAUUCUAUCAGCUUCACGCAACUAAUGACUGUAGAGUGAAAACGCUGAUUUUCUGCGCUUUUUUUUGUUCGUGCAGCUAAAUUCAAGUUUUUCCUGAAUUCUUCGUUCUAGGUUAAAAAACUGUGCAUAGUAGAGAAACAUGGAUUUGCAGUAUAAUUCAUCAGCUGAUCAUGGCAGGUUUGAACAAAUAGUUUCACAAUUUCUUAUCAAAAGUUUGCAUAUGAUACUUGAUUCUAGAAUCCCAUCUGUUCAUCAUCAUAAUGGUGAAUACUUCUCUUCUAUUCCGAGUAAAAAGAGUAAUAGAUGGUUCAACUUAUUGCUUGGUGAUCGUCCUCCUGUUUUGGAUAAUUUGAGUUUUUGGCAUAGAAAUCUUGUUCAGCCAAUGAUUAUCGACAUAAUACUUGUUCAAGAAAUGACAGAUUCUUCAUCCAGAUCCAAUCAUACUCUUUCUGCAGCAUUUGAGUCUGGGAAAUCUGUUGAGACAUUACUAGAAAGAUGGACUGUUCAAUAUGAAUAUUCCAAAUCAAUGUUUCAUCAAUUUGGUGUUGAAUCUUCUUCUUCAUCUUAUAAGAAGAUGUACAAGAAAUUGAUCAUACUAUUGCGUACACUUUAUUCAACUAUGAGAAUGCUUCCUGCAUAUCGUCCUUUUCGAAAACUAUCUUCUAAAUCUGUUGAGACUUGUGAUUUCGAUAUCAAUUAUAAGGUAUCUUCAUUUGGUUCUCCACUUUCGAAAGAACAAGAGAAUUCAAUGAAACCAUGCAAUUUUUCUGCAGACUCUGCUCAUGGUAGACUCUCAGUGUCAGUUACAUAUCGAGAAAGUUUAUCUGGUUUAAACCUAGAAACUUCUACAUCAUUUCCUCCACAGAUAAUCGUUGAUUAUGCUGUUAGCCCUGCUGCAGAUCCAUUUAGGGCUUUCCCAUCUAGAUCACCUUCAUCAGCUCAAUCUCAGCCUCAUCGUCCACACAGUUGGACAAGUGGAAGAACAGCUCCUGUUUAUAAGAACAUUGGUUUCGAUGAUUACCAGCUUUCACCACCUUUCUCGCCAUCUCCUUCGUCGUAUUCUCCAAACCAUCUUCUUAAUAAUGACAAUUUUACGAAAACUCGCCAGUUAUCUGAAACAGCUCCUGUAAGCAUUACACAUCAAAUGAUGGGGAGAAGUCCUAAAUACCAAUCUCACAACCUUUCUGAUCCCAAUCGACAUCAACUUCCUCCUCCUUCUCCGAAGAACACAAGGAUGGAUAGUUCAUCUCAUGAUUCUUCUCCCCUUGGUAUUAUAAGAACGUCGAGGAAAUCAGAAUCCUCGAAGGUUUUGAAAGAUGGCAAAGAUGAUUCUGGCCGUUUUUCAGGGGUGCUAUCCUCUAGUGGCUCCCCGCACUUUGGAUUUUCUGGAAGCUCGAGUAGAUUCUCUUUACAAGAUGAUUUGGAUGAUGUUUUUUCAUGUCCUUUUAUAGUUGAUGAUGUUGAUCCUCCUCCUGUCAGGUACUACAAAUCUUCUCAUAUGUUGAACAUUUUAUGAUCCAUAUCAUGAUUUGAACUCCACAAGACAAUCAGAUAUAGGCAUAGACAUGACGAGAAAAAAGGUGGAUAUGAACAUCAUAAUAAUUCAGAAAGAUCUUCAACAGCUAGAAAAUCGCAAGAUGCUGCUGUGGGUGCCCUUGUUCAUAUGUUAAGGACAGCACCACCUUUGCGUC